Molecule: messenger RNA, 4124 nt
Organism: Pocillopora damicornis (cauliflower coral)
Lineage: Eukaryota; Metazoa; Cnidaria; Anthozoa; Scleractinia; Pocilloporidae
Product: integrin alpha-V
Biological process (GO): cell adhesion mediated by integrin; integrin-mediated signaling pathway; cell-cell adhesion
Cellular component (GO): external side of plasma membrane; integrin complex
Molecular function (GO): integrin binding
Source: RefSeq, a predicted model, not a curated record
CAUUACACGUGAGGCAGACGUUCUCUGACUGCGACUGCUUGGCGAAGUUUACUACGUUAUUGAAUGCAUUUUUUAAGCUCUUGCAUUGGGCUUUCCAGACUUUUGGCGAUGACUCGCAGUCGCUUUGUAUUUUUGGCUGUUAUUGUGUGUUUGACAAGAGUUUUUGCUUUUAAUUUGGAUGUAAAAGAUCCGUUCAUCUAUAAAGGCACGUCCGGGGAAUAUUUUGGAUAUACUGUUGUGCUACACAGGCAGAGAGCUGUAGGAAAUUGGGUAAUUGUGGGUGCACCAUUUGGCAACAAAACGUCAGGAGACACUGAAAGAACUGGUUAUGGAAGUGUGUAUAAAUGCAGUUCAAAUUCGCAGUCAAAUCCAUGUCAAGUUAUAACGAUUGACAACAGCAAUCCUUUGAUAACUUAUUGGAGCGAUGAAAAUGGCGUCACCCUUACGGCGAAUUUAGAAGAGAAAAACGGCCAGAUGCUUGGAGCAACUUUGGACAGCAUACCUACCCAAGACAACGGCGCAUUGUUGGCCUGUGCACCAAAGUACACUUUCCGUGGAGAGGUUGCGCGCAUUCCUGACGCUAGACCUGAAGAUAGACGAAAGUUACUGUUGGGAAAAUGUUUUCUAGUCAGAAAUGACUUGUCUGGUAGAACGUCGGACGGUAUUCGGCCAUGCUAUCGCGGCGACAAUGGUUAUAGCGAUCAGUACAACGCAAAUAAGGAAGGGGCGUGUGAAGCUGGAUUUAGUGCUGCUCUGUCACAGGAUGGGUUAACUGUGCUUAUGGGUGCUCCCGGGAGAUACUUAUUGAAUGGAUCAAUCUCAGUGUUCUAUUCUGAUACUCAAGAUUCUGCAAGAACCUUUUCAGCCCUGUAUCCUGAUCUUAGCAGUGGUAGCGCUUUGGGUUACGCCGUUGGAAUUGGAAAUUUCAAAUCUCAAAAUAAGAGAAGAGAAGAGUUUCUGGCGAGUUCGACGCGAGCUAAUAAUCUCCUGGGAAAGGUUGUAGCAUUUGAUGUGAACACGGACAACUUUGAUACGUCCGUCAGCUUUACUCUUCCUUUGCCCGCAACUGCUCAGUUGGGAAGCAAUUUUGGUCAAUCUCUUUGUGUUGUGGACUUAAACAAUGACGGUUUUUCCGACUUGUUGGUAGGUGCUCCUUAUUACAGACACAGUGAAUACGGAGAUGAAGGAAGAGUUUAUACUUACAUGAAUAGCGGAAAGACCCCUGGGACUCUUAAUCAUAAGGAAUCCAUGACACUGGAUGGGAGAAAAACGAUGAGAUCUCUUUUUGGGUACGCGAUGGCUGUCGCAGGAGACUUAAACAGGGAUGGAUUUACAGAUGUUGCAAUAAGUGCACCGUAUGGCGGUAAAGAUCGAGGAGGUGUUGUAUUUAUUUACUUCGGCACGAAAGAUGGCAUUGAAAGUUCGUUUAGACAGGCAAUUGAGGCAUCCGACAUUUCUGUUGGAGUGAAGACGUUUGGAUUUUCUCUGGCGGGUAAUGUUGAUGUGGAUAACAAUGGCUAUCCAGAUCUCGCUGUUGGUGCUUAUUCUUCAGACAGAGCUUUCCUUCUAAGAUCACGACCAAUUGUAGAGAUGGAAGGUGAACUUAAACUGAGUGUGACUCAAAUUUCACUGGAAGACAAUAAAACUGUGCAGCUAGCAGCAGACGGUGUGUCACGAAAAAGUAUCAAUGUGACUGUUUGCUUGAAAUACAAGAAUCAAAUGCCGUCCCUUGGUCAGCCAAACGUCUCUUUCUCAGUCGAACUUGACAAAGAUCGCUUUACAGACGGUUUCGAUCUUCGCCGGAUGUUCUUCUUCCAAGAAGGCAAGACUACAUUCUCUAUCACACGGCAUGUCGUAUUGACGAAGCAGAAUGAAUGGCAUUGCCAGUUAGUUGACACAGCAUACCUCAGGGAAAAGGACCAACUCCAGGAUGUGUUUGAUCCAUUAACAUUUGAUCUGACCUACGAUCUUUCUCAGUCACCGUCCUGUACACUUUGUCCAAUUUUGAACGACCACAAUGACAUUGCUCAGCGGUCUUUUAGAGCCACAGUAGGCUUUGUCAAGCAAUGUGGAAACGACAAAAUCUGUCAACCAGACUUAGCUAUCAAAGGAUCACUGAUAUACGGCGACGGGGAGCAAAGCGAGCUUCUGAUUGGGGAUGUCAAAACACUUACUGUCCGGGUAGAGGUAGAGAACAAAGCACAGGACGCAGCCUACCCUGGAAAGGUCAUGGUUACAUAUCCAUCCCUCAUCGACUACGCUUACAGUGAGGAUGUAUCCUGUUCAACAAAGUUGUUGGAGGACGGCAACAGGCAAGCAGAGUGCGCCAUUGGAAAUCCUUUCAGGGGGAAUACCAAGAAACAGUUCGAUGUCAUAUUCAACGCCCAAAGAAUCACGGGAAACAUAACUCAGUUUAGUAUUCAUCUUGAGGCUACAAGUGGUCUCAGUGAAGACGUGGACAAAUCUAAUAACAAGGAAAGUCUCCAAGUUCCUGUCAAAUUUGAAGCAGAUCUUAGUAUUGUUGGAUUUUCUAAUCCAGAUCAAGUGGUAUACAAGGAUAAAGUUUCUGAGGUCAAGAACGCUUUUGAUAUUGGACCUUCAGUAAAGCAGACCAUAACAGUAAGGAACAACGGCCCCAGUCCUAUCGAAUAUGCAGAGGUUACAAUUGAGGUUCCAUUUAAGUAUAACAAGGAGGAAGGUCCAAACUACUUGCUGUAUUUGAUGGGAGUAGACGUUCUCGGAAAUGCAGGAAGUUGUAAUGUGAAGAGCAAUCCUUUAAAUCUUCAGCUGAAUACCAACAACAGUCAACGAGAACAAGAGUCCAGUUCUUCAAAAGUAAGAAGGCGGAAAGAAAUAGAACAGACAAACGAAGAACUGCCAUGCAAAUCUGAUAACGCCAUGACGUGCCUAAGGGUUCCUUGCGUCUUGGGAAGAAUGAAGAAAGGGGAUGAUGUGAAGAUACAGAUAAGGUCCCGGCUCUGGCAGAAUACUCUCAUUAAGACGAACGCUGGCUCGAUGAACCUUACAACGACGGCUCAAGUGACUCCUCCAACUGGUGUUAAAGAACCAAAAACUACAGAUAACAUUGUUAAGUUCGGCUUCUUUAAACGAAAACGCUUUAACAAGGAUGAAGUAGCCGAGGAGGAAUUGACGCCCAUGAGGACACUGGAACCAAGCUCAGAUAGCAACGGCAAAUCUGGCCCAGUCCGUGUUUAAGUCCAAGCCGAGCUUUAGACAGCAGAAAUGGCUGCCUAGAUAACCGUCUUUUGAUUGGAUUUACAACAAGCAGAAAGAAAGUACUAGCCUUACAUCAACUUUAAUCUGUGACGUUUAGAAAAAAAAAUUCGAGAAUAUUUAAUUACAAGAUGUAAAGUUUUAAAUUGAGAUCAGCGGAUUUACCGCAUCGCCCAAACAUGCAAGCUCAGUCUUUGGUCAUAAGUGUUUCGGCGCGCCCACGAUCCUCUCCAGACCACCGUUAUUUCAAAAGUUAGGCAUGUGCAAUUGGAUCAAUUAAAGCCAGCAGUGCCCUAAUUUCUAGGGCUGAAUUUUCUAUUAGAAACUGACGAAAUUACCGAAACUUGAAUAUUACCAAAACGGAUGUACGUUUAAAAACACUGAUUAAUACUGUGGGUUUCCGGCUUGUUUUGCUUUUUCUUUUUCGAUAUCAGUCACAAUUGGAUACCUCUUGGUAUCUUGGAUUUCAACUUUUGCACCAGCGCAGACGUUUGGCCGCUGUGAUACCGGGGUGUGGACAGGAAUGCAGGUGCACCUGAACAACCAAAGCUGAAAAUUGAGUCAACAAAACAUUCCGUGAUCGCUAGUUUACUAAAUGCUGAUAAUAUCAACUUAAAGUAUUUUUCUUAAGACCUCAGUUUCAUACUGUUGAAUAACUAAUAAUAAUUUUGAAAUUUCAAGUUAGGUCGUCAUGUUCUUACGAGGAAAAAUGACUCCAUUUUCAAUUUGCAAUUAGAGUUUCAAUGAAGCCCAUAUGUCUAUUUUUGAAUACUUUGGGAAAAAGAAAAGUCUUCAAUAGACUCAAAGUAUUCGAUGUAAAGCAUAAUAAUAGUUUUCUUGAAAUAGACUGUACAUAGUUAGAAACGGGAAUAAAUUAUUGCUUCACUGAA